AUGGUCUUUUACUUCACUUCUUCCGUCUCGGAUCCUUCGAGCACACUUUAUGUUGGCAAAGACAAAUUCGAGAGUUGCUGCAACCAGGGCACCUUGCUGAACCAAAUGCAGUUCCACGCCGACAAUCUUUCCUCAGCGCACAUAUACCUCCGCUUACAAGCCGGACAAGACUGGGAAACUAUUUCAAAGGACCUGAUAGAGGACUGUGCACAGUUGACAAAAGCAAACUCGAUUGAAGGUACUCCCUGCUCAUUUCCUCCUCUCUUCGUUCGGUCGUACCAAACGUUCACACUCGAUCAAAAAGGCAACAAGAAAGAAAACAUAACCAUAAUAUAUACUCCCUGGUCCAACCUCAAGAAGGAUGGUGGUAUGGCCACCGGGCAAGUCGGCUUCCACGAUAGUCGCAAAACGAAACGUAUCCUCGUCCCGGUUCGCAUCAACGCCAUCAUCAAUAGAUUGGAGAAAACGAAAAAGGUUGGUGAGGCGGAGGAAUUGCCUGCUGCUAAAGACGCCUACUUGAAAGAGCAGAGGAGAAUGAAGAGGAAGGACGCCGAAGGAAAGAGGAAGGAGGAGGAGAGAGAGUUAGAGGAGAAGCGGAGGGAGAAGGAGGAGAGGGAACGGGCCUGGGAAGAGCUGAGGGCUGGCGGGGAAGGGAGGAGCAACGAGGAGGGGUUUGAUGAGGACGAUUUUAUGUGA
This is a messenger RNA of Bacidia gigantensis, 696 nucleotides long. RefSeq lists its product as uncharacterized. The coding region runs from base 1 to 696 and encodes 231 amino acids. The record is from RefSeq and is a predicted model, not a curated record. Lineage: Eukaryota; Fungi; Ascomycota; Lecanoromycetes; Lecanorales; Ramalinaceae. The transcript has 2 exons.